UCUUUUACCACCCAAAGCCACUACAUCCUAUUAUCUUUGUCACUCCAGGGCUUGCUAAGUGCAUUAGUGCCCACAUACCUCCCUCCAUACCUCUCUCCAUUAGGAAAGUCUAUUAGCCAGAGAACUAUAGUAGCUGAAUGUAAGGCGAAGAGAGAGAACUAGGGCCACAGGAACCACAGUAGGUCUAUGUGUGGGUAGGCAAGAGAGAGUGGA
Geodia barretti is the source of this 213-nucleotide messenger RNA. The record is from the annotation of a GenBank genome assembly. NCBI's taxonomy places the organism in Eukaryota, Metazoa, Porifera, Demospongiae, Tetractinellida, Geodiidae.